AUGACGCUUCUAAACUACCUGUUGACGUCGUCGGUAGUUCUUGCUCUAUUGACACUGUCUGCGACAUGUUAUGCCGUGGUCCUAGGCAUCUACAACAUUUACUUUCAUCCCCUACGCAAAUAUCCUGGCCCCAGGCUCUGGGCAGCCUCAAUUCUCCCUUCCCUUUGGUAUUCCACCCACGGUGAAUUGGUCUACAAACUAACAGAACUGCACGAACGAUUUGGCCAUGUUGUCCGCAUCGCCCCUGACGAAGUGGCUUAUAUUGGCCAGGAAGCCCAGAAGGAUAUUUAUGCCUUUGGAGGUGGAUCUGGACCUUUCACCAAAUCACCCGAUUUUUAUUUUUCUCUAGGCGGUGCCCACUCCAUUGUGACCACACCAAGCAAUGGGGAGCAUGCAAAAGUUCGAAAGAUUCCCAGCCCAUCGUUCUCGAACAAGGCGACCAACGACCAAGAGGAGUCCAUCAUGAAGUUCACAAAUCUUUUCAUCCAGCGGCUACACGAGAGGGUGUCUCAGGGCCCUCAAGACCUUAGCGAGUGGUUCAAUCUUAUCACUUUUGACAUCAUUGGUGACUUGGCCUUUGGUGAACCAUUUGAGAGUGUCGAUAGUGGCCGCUACCACCCCUGGGUUCGCACAAUGACUCAAAACAACAUAUGGAGUGUUCUGGUCGGCUCUGCUAAGCGGCUUCCACUUCUCCAACCAUUUCUGCAACGCCUGAUUCCUCAACACCUGAAAGAGGAGAUGAAACAGAUGAUCACUUACACCAAAGACAAAGUCGCCAGCCGCGUCCCUCAAGGGUUUAUGCGCGAUGACUUUAUGGGCCCCCUACUCCGGGCAGGCUCAUUUAUUGCAGGAAGUGAUACAACGGCAUCCUUGCUAUCUGGCCUUACCUAUCACCUGUGCCAAAACCCGCAUGUGCUGGAUAAACUAACCGCAGAAGUGAGAUUGGCCUUUCAGAGUGACAAAGAAAUCAACCUGACCAGUGUCAAUUCCCUGACAUAUACACUGGCAGUCCUUAAGGAAGGCCUGAGAUUGUUCCCUCCUGCUUCUGCUGGAUUGCCCAGAAGGGCACCCAAAGGCGGUGCUACGAUCGCAGGGCAAUGGGUACCUGAAGGGACACGGGUCCACGUUAGUCCUUGGGCGUCGUAUAGGUCGUCCUCUCGCUUUUACAUUCCGGAAUCCUUCGUCCCCGAAAGAUGGUUGGGCGAUUCUCGGUUCGCCAAUGAUGAAUUGAAGAUUGUUACCCCAUUCAGUAUCGGUCCUCGGAACUGCAUUGGCAUGAAUCUUGCUUACGCUGAAAUGCGCACAAUCCUUGCAAAACUAGUCUGA
This is a messenger RNA of Penicillium verhagenii, 1326 nucleotides long. Its product is annotated as cytochrome P450. The transcript is spliced from 5 exons. Lineage: Eukaryota; Fungi; Ascomycota; Eurotiomycetes; Eurotiales; Aspergillaceae. The coding region runs from base 1 to 1326 and encodes 441 amino acids. The record is from RefSeq and is a predicted model, not a curated record. Gene Ontology annotation, molecular function: monooxygenase activity; heme binding; oxidoreductase activity, acting on paired donors, with incorporation or reduction of molecular oxygen.